GGGAGCGGAACGGAGCGGGGAGGGGCCGGGCCGGACGCCAUGGCGGGGCGGGCGGCGCUGAGGCGGCGGUGAGCGGGCGGUGGAGGGGUCGGGCGGGAGCCCUGAGGCGGCGAUGAGGGGGCGGUGAAGAGGCAAGGCGGGAGGCCCGCGGCGGCGAUGAGCGGGCUGUGAAGGGGUCGGGCGCGAUGAACGCGUCAGGGCGGCUGCCGGCCGGGCCCGCGGAGCAGCUGGGCGCGAACGGCAGCGGCCCCGCGGAGCUGCGGGAGGGCACCCACGCCGCCACGCUGGCCGCCUGCGCCUCCCUGCUGGCCGUCGUCUUCUGCCUCGGCUCCUACGGCAACCUCAUCGUGCUGCUCUCCUUCUUCGACCCGGCCCUUCGGAAAUUCCGCACCGACUUCGACUUCAUGAUCCUCAACCUCUCCUUCUGUGACCUCUUCAUCUGCGGCGUGGCCGCUCCCAUGUUCGCCUUCGUCCUGUUCUUCGGCCCGGCUCACGGCGUGCCCGGCACCUUCUGCUUCACCUUCCACCUCACCAGCUCCGGUUUCAUCAUCAUGUCGCUCAAGACAGUGGCGGUGAUCGCGCUGCACCGGCUGCGCAUGGUGCUGGGCAAGCACCCGCACCGCGCCGCCUCCGCGCCCUGCUCAAUGCUCCUCACGCUGCUGCUCUGGGCCGCCAGCUUCACCCUGGCCACGCUGGCCACGCUGCGCACCCGCGGCUCCCGCCUCUGCCUGCCCAUGGCCAGCCUGCCCCGAGGACAGGGCAAACUCAUCCUCUACCUCUACAUCACCGACUUCAUCUGCUGCGUGGCCGUCGUGUCCGUGUCCUACGUGAUGAUUGCCCAGGCCCUGCGCAGGAACGCGCAGGCGAGGCAGUGCCCGCCCGCGGUGGCCGUGGGCACCCCCAGGGCCGCGCCCUUCGCGGUGCCCGGGGCCGUGCCCGCCCUGUACAGGAGCCAGAGCUGCACCAAGCCACCCCAUGGCCAUGCCAAGCUGGCCAGCCGGCUCCCACUGGCCUCGGCCGUCAACCUGGCCACGGUCAAAGACUCCAAGGCAGUGGUGACGUGCGUGGUCAUCGUGCUCUCCGUCCUGGUGUGCUGCCUGCCCCUGGCCAUCUCCUUGGUGCAGGACAUGCUGUCCGGCAGCGGUGGCUUUGUGCUCUACCAGUUUGAGCUGUGUGGGUUUACCCUCAUCUUUUUCAAAUCAGGAUUAAAUCCCUUUAUAUAUUCCCGCAACAGCGCGGGGCUGCGGAGACGUGUGCUCUGGUGCCUGCAGUACGUGGCCCUGGUCUUUUUCUGCUGCAAGCACAAGACGAGGCUUCGAGCCAUGGGCAAAGGCAGCCUGGAGGUCAACAGGAACAAGUCGUCCCACCACGAGACCAACUCAGCCUACGUGUUGUCUCCAAAGCCUCAGAAGAAGGGAUUGGAGCAGGCGUGCGGUGCCAGCCACUCCAAGGACAGCGUGCUGAGUCCCAAGGCGUCCGCGGGGCAGCAGCACUACGGGCAGAGCAGCUCCACCCCGAUGAACACGCGGAUCGAGCCCUACUACAGCGUGUACAACAGCAGCCCCUCGGCGGAGGUGAGCACCCCGCACAGCCUGCAGCCCGCGGGCUCCGCCUUCGCCAAGCCGUGCGGCCCCGCGCUCCAUCACUCCAGCAGCGCGGGGCGGGACUGCAGCGCUGCUCCCGCCAGGCACAUUCCGCUGCCCGCUGUGUAGCCUUGGCUCCACCCGGCCAUUUCAGGGGGUCCCCUGCGCUGCUUUGGGGAGGAAUUGCUCCAAACUCCGUGAUACUGCUGCCUGUGAAUAGGAACACCAGGCCCGUUUGCGCUUGAAGCAAAUGCGGAGCUGUCGCCUCCGUGACGCGCUCUGGAGUUCCCGUGGAGAGCCAGCAAGGGGGAUAUUUUAGAUUUGGAAUUGUUGCACGAAGGUGGUUUUGUUACUAAAUUUUACUGCUAGGCAAGUAAAAAAACACCUAGAUGCCAUGAUUAUGUGGUUUAUUAUGUCAUAAGGCCAGGUUGGACAGGGCUCAAAGUAACCUGGGAUAGGAGGUGUCCCAGCUUAUGGCAGGGGAUGGAACUGGAUCAUCUUUAAGGUCCCUUCAAACCUAAACCAUUCUGUGAUAACGCCAAAUAUUAUAAAUACCUAUAAAUAGUAUUUUCAGGAAAGAAGAAUUGGGGAGAUGCUUGGUAGUGUUUGAAUUUAAACUCUUCCCGUUGCAGAAGGUUGGAAGAAUCAAUGUUUUUCAGUAAUAACAAAAGUCCUUUAUCUUCAUGGGGUGGAACCCUGGUUCUGUUGAGAUAAAUGGCAAAAUUUCUAUGAACUCAGCUAAAGUUCAGGACUUAAUUUUUCACUUCUUCAAGUUGGGAUAAGGCUUUUUUUGGUCAGUGUUAUAUUUCCACUGGGGAAGGACCUUUGGGAAGUGUGGCACUGGGAUAAACCUCUGCAAUAUGUACAUUAAUAUCUGCUGGGCAUUGAUUUUAAUGAUGGUGGCAUUCUGUAUCCCAAAAUAAUUUGGAGAAGUGUUUUAUGUCUGAUAGAAAUAACCAGACACUACCUAAUUAUUUGCAUUACUUGAGGAUAAAGGUGAAUUUUGCAAUAUUAUGUGACUGAUACACCAGGAGCAGCACAGUCACCUCUGGAAUUCCCUAACUGGUCAGCUGUCAGGCACAGAGUCAUGUUGCUGCUUGCUCUUUUGCCCAUGACUUUGUAUAAAUUGGGAUUUGGCUAUUCCUGACAGGCAGAACUGGCAGCUGUCUAAAACCAGAAUGACCAGUUUUUGAGGUUUUCUUAAAUCUAACAUCAGUUUGAUUUCAUCUGUCUGCUUAGAAAUUUUGUCUGGUGGUCUACACAGCAAGCAAAUAACAGAAGUUAAGUAUUUUUUUUAUAAAUUCACACAUCUGUGUUAUAUUUUAGUGUGGGAAUUCCCUGGCAGACAAAACAAUUCAGGGGCAUUUAAAUUCAUGACAUUUAUUCCUCUAAGUGGCCAGAUCUCUUCUAAACAAACAAUCACCUUUCAGCUUCUGUGGACUUAAGCAGAGCCUCAGUGUCUCCAAAAUAAUUGUGCCACAGGCUUUUGAUGCCUUGCUAUAGGAAAGUGCCAGAUCUUCAGGAAAAUGACAAUAAUGGGAAUGUGAUUUGUUACUUUAGAAACAAAAAAUGUCCACAUCAUUUCUGAUCAUUUCUGAUCGCAUCAUUCUGAUCACAGAUCAUUUCUGUCUGUGAGUUGUUGGUUCAGACUUUUUGUUAACUAAAUUCAAGAUUCUCCUGAAACACUGUUCUUUGUUUAACACUGAAUAUGAAUUAAUUCUGAAUAAUUCAAACCAGCUUUCUUGCAAUAAUAUCAGUGUGAGCAACUUUCUAAUACAAAUGUAAAAUAGAAAUUAUUUCCAUAAGUCUUUUCUCUCUGCCCAGAUUUUUUUAUCUCUAAACAAAUAAUGUGGUUCUUUCUAAACUAAGCAUAAAAGAUAAUGAAAAGAUCUUGUUUGACUGGUUUGUAUCUGAAUUUUUCUUCAGUGUAAAUUGUACUGGAGGGAAAAAUAUACAUGAGACAGUUUUGGGGGUUUGCUCUGUGUAUGUGCAACUUUUCCUGUGCCUUUAGAUCACAUGAACUUCAUCACGUGUUUCAAAAUUAAACCACUCACACCUCAUAAAACAUCUGCAUUGAGUAUUCACGUAGGAGUAACGCAAGAAGGGGCCAAGCAGGAGGUUUUAUUGCCUUUAUGUGACAAAAGAACUGAAGUCCCAUCAAAGCUCUUUGUAAUUUGCUCUGUGUUAACUCCUGGUGCCAGCUGUGCCCUUAACACCACCUGUGUAAUUAAUAUUGGUGUUAAUCUGUACAGUAUCAUAGAUAAGAAAGUGUAACACCUUUUAAUCGGCAGGAUGAACAAAACCUCAUUUAAGUUGCCAGCUGUACUAAAUAGUUGUUCUGUGGGAGGUGUAGUAAAUCAAGAUUGGAUUUUGAAAGCAGUUAUUGGAUUUUGCAGUGAAUCAUGGACUGAAAUAAUCAAUUUUUUGAUAAAAUAAUUGGUUUAGACUCUUCUGGAGUAUAACUUAUUGUUUUUUUCCCUUAGCCUCUUCUGUCAGAAGCCUGCUGGGCACAGAACCAGUAAAGAACCAGUCAAGAGCCACUGCAAAGUUAACAAGCAGCAAUGGAAUUGAGGGGGAAGCAGUGGAAUACAGAGGUGGGAGAUGUGUGGGAAGAGAGGAAGUGAGAAAUGUGACCACUGAGUGCUUUAGAAAGAGGAAAGCAUAAAGGCUAUUAGAAAAACAAUUGAUUAAUUACUUGGGGUUCAUUAAUCUCAUUAACAAGUGACUUCUGGUUGCUUAAAUGAACAAAAAUAUUUGUAAUGUUUUUCUAAUUCACAGUCUUUUAAGCCCUAGAUCUCUGUGGUGAAAAGAGCUGGCUUUUUCAGCUGCUGGCCUGCAGGAUUGUGGGUUUUAUCCUAAUACAUAAAACCUCAAAGCUCAUGAUGCCAAAUCAUUUUGCUAAGGAAAGGUGGGUUUGCAUUGAGUUCCAAGGGGUCUCUGUCAAUGGAGAUUUUUGUUGCAUGUUCCCCCUUUUGGCAGCAAAUAGGGUGGUAUUGGUCUUAUUUUGUCACAGCAGAGCCAAUUCCUUUUCAGAGUCUGUAUUCCAAAUAUGCUGCAUUCCUGGAUGUGGUAUUUUCUACUGGGAAGUUUUUGUGUUUGCUCCUCACAGGAGCAAGUCCAAGUCUUGCUAAACCAAAUAAUUUGUCCUCACCUGGUGUUUAUUUUCUGUCACAUUCUGUUGAUUUCCCUUGAAUGUUGGAUCAGCUGAAUUUCUUUUGUUUUUUCCCAAGCACAAUAAACAAAAUUGUCAAGUGGCACUAGGUAAGAGCAAGGACCAUGCAGAGGUAGCACUGAAUCCAUUGGAAAUGGGUCAGGGUGAUUAGAUAAGGUGGAACUUAACUAAAUCUA
Messenger RNA from Prinia subflava (tawny-flanked prinia), 4931 nucleotides. It is a transcript of the gene GPR75, whose product is annotated as G protein-coupled receptor 75. NCBI's taxonomy places the organism in Eukaryota, Metazoa, Chordata, Aves, Passeriformes, Cisticolidae. Gene Ontology annotation, molecular function: C-C chemokine receptor activity. Bases 186 to 1712 code for a protein of 508 amino acids. The record is from RefSeq and is a predicted model, not a curated record. Gene Ontology annotation, biological process: G protein-coupled receptor signaling pathway. Gene Ontology annotation, cellular component: membrane. The transcript has a single exon.